UUAUAUACCCAGUUGAUUACUGCGCUCUGCAGGGGAGGGCCUCCUGCAGAUACCAUCUUAUCAGGAGGUCUGUUGCUCUCAAAAGAGGAAGUGGACCUUUAGCGUUCUGGCAUCGACUCUUUGGAAUUCCCUCCACUUUAGACAGUCACCAUCUCUAUUAUCUUUUCAGUGGCUACUGAAGACCUUCCUCUUUCAACAAGCCUUUUAAGUGGAGACCUUAUCCCAGUUUGCAUCUGUUUUGGAAUUGCUUUUAAACAUGUUUUAAAAUAUUUUUUUAAAAGAUGUAUAUUUUAAAAAUAUUUUUAAUAUGUUUUGUUUUUGAGAUGUUUUGAAAUUGUUAGCGUUUUGUUCUUUGCUUGCCGCCCUGGGCUCCUUCUGGGAGGAAGGGCGGGAUCUAAGUUUAUUAUUAUUAUUAUUAAUAUUAAUAAUAAUAACAACAACAACACCUAUUAUAUUUCUGUGAUUCAAAAACAAAUCUCCAUACUAUCAAAAUAUUUUUUAAAAUAUUAACAUACAGUGACAUCCAAUGAUACUGGUCCACUUGUGCAACAGAAGUUCUGGUUUCUUUCUCCCCCCUCCACCCCUCUGUGUGUCCUCCAAAAAUCUGCUUUAAAGGGCCCCCCAACCAGCUGGAGAUUUUGGGGAUGGAGGGUGUUGCAGGAGAGAGAAAGGGGGGGCAAAGCCCUGUUGCACAAAAGGAAGCCCACUUACACUAUGCUGGAUCUCACCCUUUUUAAGCAAACGUUUCACUUUUGGAUUCUUAGCUGAUAGGCUAAAUAAGGAUCCAUGUAUUUUUGAAUGCAUAUGCAAACCAUCUCUUAUAUAUAGGAUAAUGUAAUUAUAUAUGCAUUAGCAUUAUGGACUGAGGCUAUAGUUCCCUAUAUUUUUGUACUUUUGGCCAUUACGAGCUAUCUACUGUCAUGUAUAUAUGUUUAACAAUCAGUGAUGUUGGAAUAUGGCUAAAAUACAAGCCAGGUUUUGUGCUUUACUAUCUACUGUCCACCCACCUUAAUCCCCCCAAUACUGGGCAGACAGCCAAUGUUUACACCUUGGCAAGUGUAAAUGAAGAGAUAAGACAGCCUUAGUUUCAUUUUAAGGCAACAGCUGUCCUCAGAGAUUGCAGUACUGUGUUCAGAUCUCAGACUGAAGUAGCAGAUACAGUCCACAUGUUAGUGUAAAUGUCAGAUAGAGGCAGUGUUUAGAAGGGAACAUGUGAGAUAAACAAAUGCUAUAAAAGACAAACGGCCGUAGAGAUCUGGGUCAGUUGUCCUGACAAUGGCGGAAGACAAAAGAGAACAUCUGCUCUGGAUAUCGAGAUCCACACACAAGGGAACAGCCAUAGAAGCAUGGAAUAGACUCAGAAGUGGUGACUAAUCUUCACAUGAGCCCUUGGCGAUCGAACGUUUGGGCUGACUUUCUGCCUGCUAGAGACCACUCUCAUUGGCCAAAGGAUUGAAAACGCUGGGCAAUGAGCUGGUUGGCCGGUCGCGGCUUUGCGAAUGCAACUCGAGUCGUUGCUCUGAUUGGCCCAUGCAACGCUCCUUGCCCCUCCGUAGUUCUUCCACUACCCGAAUGGGGCUGGACUGGAUUGGUUUUGGCUAUGCAGCCUUAGUGGCUUCUGGUGGGAUGAUUGGCUAUGCAAAAGCAGAGACGCCUGUUGCAGGUUUUGCUGCUGAGAGCAGCAGUCAGUUAGUGCGGCCACUUGAGUCACAGCUUGUUGAUCCUGAGGAGGCAAAACUAGAAAGUGAGGUUCAGAAAGGAGGCCCUGUGCACAAGGAGGAGGAGGGCAUGAAGCAGUGCCAGUUGCCCACAGCCACAUCUGCAGAACAGCAAGUACCAUGGUUUGGCUUUGAGAAAGCUUGUACAUUUGUGAGCCAGAGUGGGAAAAAUGUUGUUGUACGAUGCAAUUACUGCCUUCCAAGGAUCAAAAAUCUGAGAUCAGCUGUUUCCUCCUCAUCCAAUGUGAAGAAACAUUUUGAGAGGGCACACCCUGAGAAGCUGAGAGCAAUUGAAGAAGCAAUAAAGGCAAGGAGACGUGGCCUUCCUGAACCAAUGCAUGACACCCCUCCUCCCAAAAUGCUGAAGCAGCAGCAGACAACGCUUGAGAGGUGGGGAUCUGGCAGGGAGCCUGUCACCCAGAGCAAUCUCGACAGGAGAAUCAUUGAUUUCAUUGUAGAGGAGACAUUACCACUUCAAACUGUGGACAAACCAUCAUUCAUUAAUCUGGUUCGCAUUGGACUCCCCAAAGAUCUCACCAUCAUAUGUGCCAAGACUCUGAGAGACAGAAUUGAGAAGAGAGCAUGCCACAUGAGAGAAACUCUUGCAAACCGAAUGGGUGCUGUGGCAUAUAUAGCAACCACUGCAGAUUGUUCGACCAAUGGCAAGAAGAGUUCCUUUGGGGUAACAGCCCACUGGAUCAACCCAACUACCCUGAAACGUGAGGUCGGGGCCUUGGCUUGUAAGUGUCUGAAGGGGCGCCAUACAUACAAUGUCCUUUCAAAAGCACUGCAUGAUGUACAUGUGCAGUACAGGAUCCACAACAAAGUUAUGUGCACUACUACAGACAAUGGCUCCAACUUUGUGAAAGCGUUCAGAGUUUUCAUGGCCAAAGAACCAGUGGAAGCUGCAGGCACCAGUGACGAUGAUGGUGAUAACCAGGAGGAGGAGGAGGCUGAGGUGGAGUUUGUGCCUAUCUGUGAGAUCCUGGACACAGGACCUGAGGCAGAGGAAGAAGCUGCAGACUCAGGAGAGGAUUUUGUUUUACCACCACACCAGAUAUGUGCUAGCCACACCCUCAACCUUGUGGCAACACAAGACAUAGAGGCCAUGCUUUCUGACUCCUCCAAAAGUAGUCUUCUUGGUCCUUUCAAGAAACAGUUUCGUUCCUUGAUGGGAAAGUGCAGCAAGUUGUGGUCCAAGCAGAACCAGUCAGCCCAGAUUGCUGAGUAUAUCCAUGUGCAAUGUGGUGUGUAUCUGAAGGUACCGAAUAAGACCAGGUGGAAUUCCACCUUUGAUGCGUUGAAGCAACUACAUGAGCUCCUGUCAACUGUGCCACUAAAAAUGCAUGCCAUAAUGGACCGCUGCUCCUUGUCCAGGAUCACAGCUGCUGAGAUUGAAGUGGUACAGGAAUACAAAGAGAUUAUGGAGCCACUAGCCCAGUCCCUAGAUAUCCUGCAACGGGAGAACGGCAUGUUCAUGGGGUAUUUGCUACCAACGCUCUGCAAUCCGGACCGCAAGUUAGAAGGACUGGAAAACAAACCUGAGAGGUACACAUACUGUUUUCAGCUGCUGAGAGGUGUGCGCGAAGCCCUAAGAAAGUGGUUUGCAGCUAUCUGGGAGGACAAGAGGCUUCUUCUGGCAGCCUGCCUACACCCUCGCUUCAAACUAGAUUGGCUGGAAUCGUGUCAGGCCACCACCCAUACCAACAAAUACACAAUGGAAGCCUUGCUGAAAGCUGAAAUAAAGAUGGGUGUACUUAAUGAGGACAGUGAUCAGUCUUCAGAUAAAGACCAGGAAGGAGAUGACUUAGAAGAUGACUUCUUUAACUUUCUGCCCCAGGGCAAGAAGUCAGCUGUGGACACUGCUGAGGAGGAACUGAGCGCAGAGAUUGCAUUUUUCUCUCCAUGGCAUUUUUCUACAAGUGAAUAAUUUAACAAGGAAGGUCUCUCAAGAAUUGACAGUAGCAGUACUGCAACAAAAGCCCUUCAGGACAUAUUAUUCUCUGGGCUUGCAUGUUUAAUUUCCAUUAACCUUGAUGGAAAACGUAUGUAUUGAUUUGUGAUGAGACUUUUCAUGUGACAGGGCUUUCAUCUGAUCCUCUUACAUCUUGAGUAGUUGAAAUGAUGGUUAGGCACAUAUGACUGUUGAGGUUAGAGAGCAAGCAAAUCAAAAGAAAAAGCAUGUAAGCAGAGGCCUUGUGGAUCAAAAGGAAAAGGAGGGAAGCAGGCACCUUCUGAUUUUUAAGGUACUUGGGAGAAGGCCUCUAAAGAAACAUUUGAAUUCUAGCACUGGCCUUUUACUCCCAAGGACAUUAUGAAGCACACUUAUUAUGAAAAUAACAAAUCCUUCUGCAUCAUUCCAGUGGCAUUGAUGGAAUGAAGAUGAAAUCACUAGACAAAAAAAAAAUUCAAGACCUGUUAAAAAAUGCCCUUGAUGCGUCAAGUCCAAUUAGGUUUGACCUGCAAAUGGAACAAGUGGUGUUUGAAGUCAGUACUGAGUGUACCCUUAAGUCUCAUUUAUGGAACUCUUCAAGGGUAGCCAAAGGUGGUGACAUUUCAUCAAUUUUGUUUGCAGGUCACCUCUUUAUAUAUAACCUGAUAAUGGGACUAGAAGCAGCCUCCUGAGCCACUUUCCUAGAAUAUCCUUUGCCAGAGUAAAAUAUUAAUGGCUUAUUUUAAAGGACACCCAAAUGAAUGUUGAGUUAACACCGAAGUAAAUGUAAUUUUGCAUUAGAAGGUUGUGGGGAGAUGACAGAAAGAGCAGAGAGUUUUGUUUUUGUUUUUAAAAAGAUGGAUUUGUAUUUCUGGUUUGUAGGCAACCUGGAUCCAAUGCCAAACUUUGGUUUGAUCAAACCAUAAAGUGAGGGAGGGAAUUAGAAUGCACAAGGGGAGGGGAGAGCAUGCAAGUUCAACACUUGGACAAAAACAAACCACAAUUUGCUGUUACACAUGAAUAAUGUCUUCAUCUUUGAGGAGAUGACUAAUCCCAGUAGUCUUUUGUAUCAGUACAUUCACCAUUCAGUUAUUUAAAAAGGGGAAUUUAAAUAGUUGGGGUAAAUCUUACUUUGUACCCAGACGGCAUAUAUAAUUAUUAAGUCAGCAUGGAAAAUGGAAAUAGUGGAUAUGAAAUAUUUUGUAAGUCAGGACUUAUCAUGUUUUUCAGACAUAGGAUAUGAAUACCAACAGGCAACAUGGCACUUAUUUUUAGUUUUACAAUAUAUGAUCAUCUUUCUCUUCUGUUUUUAUCCUGCUCUACCUUCCUUGGUCUUUGCUUACCAAAAUCUUGAAAGAAAAUGGUGGUGCCACUGGUGCAACCCACCUCGUUUUGCCUUAUUUGUGGAUCUCAUUCCACCAGUUGAAGACUAGUGCUACAUGACAUCAAAUCAAUUAAAAUCUUAAAAACUGAAAAUUGCUUACAACAGGAUGACUUUUACUGGUUAGGUUUCUGUAUUCAGUGUAUAUCUCCAGCUUAACCAACACCACUUAUUUUAUU
This is a messenger RNA of Rhineura floridana, 5211 nucleotides long. RefSeq names its product transmembrane protein 14C-like. The coding region runs from base 1531 to 3648 and encodes 705 amino acids. The record is from RefSeq and is a predicted model, not a curated record. Gene Ontology annotation, biological process: regulation of heme biosynthetic process. Gene Ontology annotation, molecular function: DNA binding. The transcript is spliced from 7 exons. Lineage: Eukaryota; Metazoa; Chordata; Lepidosauria; Squamata; Rhineuridae. Gene Ontology annotation, cellular component: mitochondrial membrane.